AUGGAUAAGUAAAACUUUUACUUGAAUCAUUUCUUUAUUGAUAAAAACAAUAAAUCAAAUACAUUUUGGGAUAAAGAUUUUAGAAAAUUGAUUUAAAAUGAAAGUAAUUUCAUACUAAACAAUGAUAAUUGCAUAUGUUUAUAUAAAAAGGGAAAAUAUUUCAAUAAAUUCAUUCCUAGAUACUAUACAGUCUAAGGAACUUAUUUGUUUUAUGGAGAUAAAGUAUUAUAAGAAGAUAUAUAAUCCUGUAGGACUUAAAAGGAUUUAAAAAAUUAGAAAAUGUGUAUUUAUCAACUUCAAUUGAAAAGACUUCCUAUCCAUAUUAAAUUGAACUUAUGUAUAACCAUAAUUAGAUUAUAUUAUAUUCAAAUUCUGAAUAGGAUUUCAAUUGUUUUAAGUCAUAGUUGGAGUAAUUCUGCAUCUUAAUUGGAUUUCAUAAUCAAUACUCUAUCAUCAAUUAGAUAGGUUUUGGAUCCACUGCUCAAGUAAUAUAUAAUUUAUUCAAGGUCUUUAUCUCUAAAUCUUUAAAUGAUAAUUCUCACUAUGCAAUAAAAAGAAUUCGAAAAAAUUCUAAACUGAAUCCUCAAUUUCUAAUGGAAGAAAUUUAAGUGAUGAAUGAUUUAUCUCAUCCAAAUAUUAUAAAGUUAUACCGAGUAUUCGAAACUAAUAGUAUUUAAAAGUAAUAUCUACAUUUUAGGACAUAUUAAUAUGGUAUUACAAUUAGUGGAAGGUGGAGAAUUAUUGAAAAAUUAAAGAUAUAGCAUUCGGGAUGCUAGAAUAAUAUUUAAAUAAUUGGCAGAAUGUGUAGAUUAUAUGCAUUAGAAAGGUGUAAUGCACAGAGAUUUAAAACCUUCGAACAUAUUAUGCAAAACUAAUUCUUUAGAUAUAGUUUUGGCUGAUUUUGGUCUUGCCACUUACAUUAAAGCUAAGUCUCACAUUUAUUAUAGAUGUGGUACUACUGGCUAUGUGGCUCCAGAAAUAUUGUAAUUUAAAGAAGGCAAUAAAAUGUAUUCAGAAAAAUGUGAUAUAUUUAGUCUUGGAGUAAUUUUGUAUUAAUUGUAUAUAAUAUUUGCUAUAUUAUAUUAGAGUAUAUAAUUAACAUCCAUUUAAAGAUGUUUAAAAAGAAAAGAUGCUUAAAAAUAACUUAUAUGUUGAAUAUAAAUUUGAUGAUACAAUUAAAAUACCUUAAAGUUGUAAAGAUCUUAUUUCCCUAAUGUUGAAACAAAAUCCUAAAUAAAGACCAUCUGCUGAGGAAAUUCUUAAACAUGAAUUCUUUAAUGAAUAAUUCUUUGAACAUUAAAAUCAAACUUUGACUUUAUUUGAACCUAAGUAUAAAAUGUUUAUUAUUUUUAGUUCUGAUUAGAAACGUUCAGGACCCUCCUUAAGCAGUUAUAAUGUUGAUAUGAAAUUUUCGACUCUCAAUAAUGGAUUUAAAUUAUUUGAAGAUGAAAUUGAUAAUGAUGAAGAACAUCAGAAUGCAGAUUUUAUAGAAACAUCACCUCUUUGGUCUAAAAGAAUAGAAUUAUAAAGAUGCUAAUCUUAUCGUUCUUAAGCCAGUUCUAUUAUUAUUUAGAGACAAUAAUCAUAAGAUUUUAAGACCAAAAAAUUGUCAAUAUUCAGAUCAGAAUUAAAAUAAUAGUCUCUAUAAGUUCUUUAACCCCAAAUGGAUAAAUCAAUUUGUGAAUCUUAAGAUUUCCAUUAAAUCCCAUACAUUUUCUAAAAUAAUAUGCUUUUGGUUCAUAAAAAAUAAUAUUAUUGA
This is a messenger RNA of Paramecium pentaurelia, 1759 nucleotides long. The record is from the annotation of a GenBank genome assembly. NCBI's taxonomy places the organism in Eukaryota, Ciliophora, Oligohymenophorea, Peniculida, Parameciidae.